This is a messenger RNA of Bombyx mori (domestic silkworm), 2385 nucleotides long. RefSeq lists its product as uncharacterized. Bases 1 to 1722 code for a protein of 573 amino acids. NCBI's taxonomy places the organism in Eukaryota, Metazoa, Arthropoda, Insecta, Lepidoptera, Bombycidae. The record is from RefSeq and is a predicted model, not a curated record. The transcript has a single exon.
AUGAGUACUAAAAGUCAGCAUUCUGUUAGAAUUGAAAUACCAAAGUCAAGAAAAAUCUUUGUGAAACUAUUUGAAAGGAGUCUGAAAAGAGAGAAGAAGAACAUGCAAAAAAAAUAUGUAAGUUUAAAGCACUCAAAUUCUAUGUCGAGGAAAUGUGCUUUACCAGAAAUUCAACCAUUAAGUGCAGCACAUUUAAAAAGAACAGAUAUAUUAUUACCUUACAAGUAUUAUUUAAAGAAGCAAGAACACGAAAAACGCCGUGAAAAUUUUAACUCAAACAUUUUUGAAAAGUAUAAAAAUUUGAGCAUCGACUUGAAGAAACGGUGUUAUGUGCACAGUCCAUCAAACGAGAUCCGAACUGUUACAGAUUUCGAUAAAGAUUAUUUCACGAAUAUAAAACACGAAAGAAUCUGUAAAUACACGCAUCAUUACAAGUCUCUCAAAUAUAUGCUAAACGACCAAUCAAGGCUUAAACAAGAUAUUAGUUUUAGGAAAGAUAGUAUUUUUAAUAUUGAAGUAAAUCAUAGAAACGAAGUUAAAACGUACGAGUUAGCUUUGAAAAAGUACAAAGAUGUAGUUAAGAACUUUGAUACUUUCAUUGCUAAAGAUUACCAAAAAUCCAUGGCUUAUUUAAGUCAGUGCGAUGAAAUUGCGAGAAAAGUAAAUGAAAAAGUACAAGAAUUACAAAAUUCAGCAAUGGAAAAUUUCACUAUGAUGUCAACAUUGUUAAAUCUGGAGUAUAUGUACGGUCUUCAAUUGAAAUACGGAAGAUUUUUGUAUUAUCUGUCCUCUCCUACUUGGCGGUUGGAAAAUCGUCAAUUUGCACGAUCUGUCGAUAUUGAAACAAAAGGUUUUGAUUUCGGUAUGUCCAAUGAAAAAGAUAACUUUGACACCAUUUACGAAAAAAUCAGAAAUAAUUGUUAUAACAAUUAUACGAAACCGGUUUUGUAUUUUAGUCAAGCAGGUGACUUGAUGAAUAUAUUUGAUGAUAUAAAGAAAAGGCAACUACAUAUAUUCAAUUAUAUUUUUCAACUACAACCAUUCAUAAAGCUUCUGCAGGAACGCAUCAUUGAAUUAAAACAAUUGAUGAAGCAGGAUACAGAUUCUGUUGCUUCGACUAUAGAAAAAUUUAAUAGUCUUCUACUUUUCAACGAAGAACGGUGUUCGCAAUUAGAAAUGAAAUUCUUUAAGGUUUUGAAUGAAUCGUUUUAUGACGACGUUGGUGCCUUCCAUGUCCUAAAGUUGAAGUCUUGUCUUGAUUUUUGCUAUGAAAAGGUUUACUCUGAAAGACCCUUGAAUUUAGAAAUGAUUACAAUUGCUAAAACAUUGGAGAAUAGUUAUUUUAACUAUUGCAGUCGGAUAGAUGUCAUUCGUAAUGUUACAAUAAGAAAUGCCAUUCAGAGAUGUGAAGAGGUAGAAAAGAAAAAGUUGCAGAGAGCGUACGAAGCGAAUCAAGAGUUACAAAUUUUUAAUCGAUUACAAAAACAUUUGACGCGCGCCUUCGAACCAAAAUACGAUAGUAAAAAUAAAUUGUCGUUACUCCCUAUAGUUUUUAGAAACGAAAAAACAAAGAAGAGAUCUGAAAAGAUAAAAUCAGUAGCGGAACUUAAUCGUCGCUCGUUAACCGAAGCCGAACGCGAGUAUUUAUGUCUAUUCACUGAUUGGACAGAACAUGAGGACCCUGCUGUUUACUUGAAGAGCCUUAGUUUUUCUAAAGACUGAAGAGGUAUUGUAGGCACGAAAUAAACAAACACAUAAUCACAUUUAUUGAAAACAUUUUAUUUACGGGGUCGAUUUGAAAAACGUCUAAGUAUACUCAUAAAACACAAUGUAAUAAAUAUAUAAUACAUAAUUCCAUUAUAACAUUUAUUUAAUUAAAAUAAAUGCUCUAACAACAAAAUUUACAAAUACUACACAUAAAAUGUUUGGUUUCGUGGUACUGAUACUGACGAAUAUCUACUGGAAUUUACAUAUUUACAGGACGAAUAACAUAAAAGGAUAAAAGCAUAAUCCAUUGAUAAUUACAUAGUGUUUACACUUACUUAAUCACUAAUUUUAUUUCUCUAGGAGUAUAUAAAUAAAUACUUAAUACAAAACAUUAUCAUCAAUCGAUUCAUUUCGGUAUUAAGUCUUCAAUUUAAUAAUUGAAGACCAUAUCAAACUGUAUUCCUUAAAUAAAGAAAAAAAUCCUUCUAAAAAAAUUUCAAGCAAUAUUGAGUAUAAUUUAAAAUAAGUUUGAAUAAUUUAUCGAGUAUAAUAUGGACGUUGCGUUGUGACGUCAUCUUAGGAUUUCAGGCAAUGCUCGUUCUUAAUUGUCAUUAAUUCGUAUCUGUACUUAUCGUUUUUAAUGCCAGGAAAUAAAUAAAAAAUGUCGUACAAAUGUUC